Molecule: messenger RNA, 2431 nt
Organism: Menidia menidia (Atlantic silverside)
Lineage: Eukaryota; Metazoa; Chordata; Actinopteri; Atheriniformes; Atherinopsidae
Source: the annotation of a GenBank genome assembly
AUGAUGAAGAUGUGGAUCGUCUUCACCUGCCUGAGCAAAGGAUGGAUACAGACGGCCUCGGUGCCCGCUGUGACGCCCACUCCACCCACUCCACCCACUCCACCCACUCCACCCACUCCGCCCACUGAGCCUGACUGGUUGACAAAAUACGGCUACCUGCCACCUCCAGAGCCCUCCACUGGUCAGCUCCAGGCUUGGACAGCGGUCACAAACGCCAUCAGGGCCAUGCAAAGGUUUGCCGGUCUCAGAGAGACCGGAGUUGUAGAUGAGGACACGCUGGCCUUGAUGAAAAGUCCACGCUGCUCCAUUCCUGACAAAGAGGAACCAUCCAAAUUACUGGCCAACCAAGAUGGGAAAAAGAUGAGGAGAAAGAAGAGGGAUCUAUCUCUGUGGACAAGCAGGAACAUUAACUGGAGACUGAAUUCUUAUCCCUCCGCAUCUCAUCUAUCCCGGGAGAUGAUUCGCUCUCUUGUCUUCUAUGCUCUACGAGUGUGGGCAGAGCCUACGCCCCUGGAGUUCCACGAGGUGGCCAGCUGGGAGGCAGCUGACCUGCAGGUAGACUUCCUCCGCGGUUACCACGGUGACGAGUAUCCCUUUGACGGGGCCGGGGGUGCAGUUGGACACGCUUUUUUCCCUUCAGACCCCGCCCGGGCGGGAGGAGUACAUCUGGAUGCAGAUGAGGAGUGGGCCUUCAGACAGCCAGCCUCUGAGGGCACCGACCUGUUCACGGUGCUGGUCCAUGAGUUUGGCCACGCACUGGGCCUGGCCCACUCCUCGUCUCAGCUCUCAGUGAUGAGACCAUACUACCAGGGUCCUGCGGGAGACCCCCUCCACUACCACCUCGGUCAGCAGGAUCUGCAGCGCAUAACCCAGCUGUACGGUACGGCCUUUGGCAGAGUUUGCCUUUGCUGCAUUUAUGUUCGACCACCGUUCGCUGUAACAGGAACCAGCUGCUUGCCACUGAGGCUGCUCACUUGGCAGCCGAGCCUGAGCUGCCCCAAAGAGACCGUUACCACCACCACCACCACCACCACCACAACCAACGUCAUCAUCAUCACCAUCACAGACAUGGGUCAGACGGUGUGGCGGGUCAACAGCGGCGGUUUGGUGUCAGGGCGUGGGGCUUCGGUCAGGAGGCUGUGGGGGGGUCUACCCGCUGACCUGUUGAGGAUUCACGCUGUGGUCGAGAGACAUUCGGACCACGCUAUCAUCUUCAUCAGUGGUUCCCAGUUCUGGGUGUUCAGGGACCUGUCCCUGCAAGACGGCUACCCACGGCCUGUGUCUGCUCUCAGGAUGGGGUUUGGUUCAGCUGGGAUAGAUGGCGAUGGUGAAGAGGAGGAGGCGUCAGGAUCAGACAGGCUGGGCCUCGUCUGGGACCCAGAGGAGGGCCCUGUGUGGGGGAAAGUUAAGGAACCGGGGAAAGAGGGGCAUGAGGACAUCUGGACUCAGCUGCUUGAGGAGGGUGUAAAUGGCAUCACCAAAGAUCACGAUGGAUCCAUCAAUCUCUUCAAGGGAGACUCGUACUGGAAGUUCAUGUUUCCAGGCUCCUCGCCACUGGAGGGAUACCCUCGAUCCUCUGCAGUAGACUGGCUGGACUGCGCUGACUCCUGGCCGGCCAAGGGCAAUUUUUCUCUGUCUCUGACUCUGCCUGCAGGAAGACAAGAGCUCAAAGAAAGACGGUGGGCGGACGGUGAGGAUGAGGACACAGAAAGGAGGAAAAGGAGCAGGCAUGGACACAAACACAGAGAGCACAGCGGAGCGCACAGUGAGACGCAGUGCACCUGCCGAAACGCAGCACUGGGUGGCAGCAUGGCAGCGAUGGCUUCCCCCCUGCUGCUGGUUACAUGGACCGUGUUGGCUGUUUAAAACUGCUUAUGAAAAUAAAACUUAUUUGACUGGAUUGUGGGCAGGAAACACGGAAAUAGCAUCUCAAAAUCAGAUGAAUGUCUAAUAGACAGCAGUUCAGCUCCAGUUUGAGUUCCAUAAGCUGUUGUUCAAACGUCCAGAUGUUACAUCUGCCUCCAUCUAAUGUGAGCUUCAGGUUUCAAAGGUCCUUUUUUUUUUUUAAAGAAGCAUCCCAUCUGAAUGAAUUGACCUCCAAUGUCAACCAUGAUAAAUGCUGUUUGAACUCAAAGUGGGAAAGAGAUGAGAUUUGUUUUUCUUUUAGGACUGGAGACAGUAGACCGUCUGUAGGCUGCACAAUGGCAAGUUCCAUUACCUGAUCCGCUGAGUGCUGUUUGGACCAGUGCUCAAAACUGGGAAUAAGUCAGCUGAUUGACAAAACUCUCACAGUGCAGGGACAGAGUUAACAUGGCUUCAUUUCUAAUGUGUUGGCUUGAUCUGAGAAAAAAUAAUAAAUCCUGUGUACAACUGCUAUGGAACAUGUAUCUGUAAACUAAUCAAGAUUAAACAGCCCAGUGGUAUAAAGCCA